This is a messenger RNA of Racocetra persica, 189 nucleotides long. Lineage: Eukaryota; Fungi; Glomeromycota; Glomeromycetes; Diversisporales; Gigasporaceae. The record is from the annotation of a GenBank genome assembly.
AUGAACAAGGAAAACCCUCUUGACUCAGACCAGAUUAAAGACAAUAUUAAUAAGCUGAAGAAAAAACUUAAAAAAGCUAACAUGCCUCUUUAUCAACAAUUAUAUUCUGGUCUUAAUGAUAUACCCAUUGAGAAUUUAACCUGGAAAGACCCUCUAACCAGUCAAGUCAUUAGUAAUGAUUCAAAACUU